This is a messenger RNA of Plasmopara halstedii, 1377 nucleotides long. Its product is annotated as Zinc finger, FYVE/PHD-type. The transcript has a single exon. Lineage: Eukaryota; Oomycota; Peronosporomycetes; Peronosporales; Peronosporaceae. The record is from RefSeq and is a predicted model, not a curated record. Bases 1 to 1377 code for a protein of 458 amino acids.
AUGGAACACUAUAAUGUCGUGUACCCACCCAAGCCCUUAAAUCUAUCAUCCGAGGAAGAAUUUGCUGUUGAACAAAUCGCUGAUCGAUUGGUUGCAGAGACUUUACAUGCCAGUGAAGACUUUGCUGCUGAAGGUCACGUGGCGGAUCCAAGUUGCUGGAAGCGAGUGAAGGAGAAAGACAACAUGGUAGCGUAUCAGAAUGUAUCAGGUCUUUGUACUACUAAGCGCGGUCGAUUUUGGAGCGAAGACACAGUUGUGGUGACUGCUUCUCCACAGAAUCCUACAUUGUUUCCAACAGGUCACGGCUCUUUUGAAGACGCAAUGUUUAUCCAAAGUUUUCACAACGUGGAUGACUAUGACUCCAAGGAUGAAAGAGGUUUACAUCACGACGAGUUUACAAAAUUUGGAGCCAAAGAUGGCGCAGAAACCAGUGUGUUAGAAAAGUUUCGACCGACGAGUGUCCCGACAGUCUUCAUGCAUGGUUCAUUUCCAGGAACGGUGGAGGAUAUGGCACUUGCCUUUUUAGCAGAUACAGAUGAGCGUAGUCGAACACGAUUUAACACUAUCAAAGAGGCAGUUGUAGAAGAUGUAAGAAUUCUGGCACAGAUUCAAGGACCAACACAAGAAGAUCCGUUCCGAUUUCUUGGCAUCAAGUGGUGCACAAGUAUGCCCAGUCGAGCAGUAUCGCUGGUUGUGAAACCUCGCGAUUACUUGAUCAUUGAGGCCACUGGAAUGGCUUUUGACUCAAAUGGAGUUCGCUUUACGUACAUGCUGCAUCAUUCGAUUGAGAGAGAGGAAGUUCCAAAUUUCUGGGAGUUUGGGCUCAUGCGUAUAGUCUUCUCGGCUUGUCAUGUCAUGAAGCCACGCGAGGACGGAGAGACUGUGGAUGCAUACGCAAGAGGCUUUUUAAUUAGUAAUGACAGCUUAAGUGUCCGUCUUAACGUCACUCACUUCGCGGAAGGGCUUGUUGCAAUACCCGAUGCAUUAGAAGAAGCAUAUUUCAAAAAGCUUACGUGGAUGUUGUACGACCAGCGUCGAUGGAGUGCAAGUAGCAGCAGUGGAAGCGACUCGAGUAGCUUCAGAAGCAGCAAUAGCUCAGCUUCUUUAGUUGAAAAAAUCAGUAGCUGUCCUUGUUGCCAUGGAAAACUUUCGUCAAGAAGACUAGGUGUGUUUCUGGACAAGAGCUCCGGUUGCCGACUUUGUCGAAAAGUAGUAUGUCAUAAGUGCACAGUCAAGAAAUAUCUACCUGGUGAAGGUGCUCGUGGCCGUUAUAUGAAGAAGAUCGAACAAGAAUAUUGUUUAACAUGUUAUCUUAAAGCUAAACGACUGUCUGCUUGGCAUGUAGCUGUAGCGACGCUAUUGAAAUCGGCACCAUAA